GAUGGCGUCACGCGGCGCGCGGGGCCGGGCGCGGGGAGCGGCGGCGGAGGCGGAAGAAUGUCAGUGGCUGCUUACUGUGUAUUUUGCUACAGAAAAAUAGGAACCUCUGGUCCAGCCCCAAAAACACCCUGGAAUGAUAUCAGAAAAAUUGCAAAGGUAACUGGAUCGCUUAUACUAGGWGGUUUUGUAUUCAUUACAUAUGAAGUCCUGUCCUUAAAUAAGUUACUGCAAAUCGAUACUCAAGCUCURCAUCAAGAGAAGCAUAAAUCCUAUGUUUAUGCACGUUCAGCUUCUCUAAGUCCRAGUGAAUAUCAAGGGAUCACAUACAAAGCCAGAAAAGAAAUCCAUAAAGCAGUGAGGAAAAUUCUGGAAACAGAAGCUAGAAUCUUCCGGAGACCUUUUAAUGAACAAUUCAGUACCUUUGAUGGAGAUGAUCAAGAGUGUGCCUUAUGGCUUCUGUUAAAGAGAAGUCAGUCAGAAGACAAAGCAGUCMGACUGCAGGCUGUACAAGACCUGGCAAGCAACAGUCAUUGGCAUGAUUAUCAGUAUGGCACAGUUGCUCAAGCCUGUGAUCAAAGGACCACUAUAGGUUUGGCUCGAUCCAAAGAUGUCGACCUUCGCUUUUUCCUGCCUCCACCACCACUGCCAAAAAUAAAGACUGAUUAUCCCAUAGAAGAUGAACUUCGCUUGUUGUUGGUAUCUUUACCUCAGACUGGUAUUGAUCCAUGCGUCCAGUAUUUCACAUCUCUUGCAUUACGUGAAAGUAGCCAGACUCUUGCUGCACAAAGGGGAGGCUUAUGGUGUUUUGGAGGAAAUGGACUUCCAUAYUGUGAGACAUUGAGUAAAAUCCCUUCAGAGACAGUGGAGCUCUUCUGCUUGCAGGCUUUAGUACAGCAUUCUAAGAUAUGUUCUCACUGUGAUAAAAUUGAAGCUAAAGGAGGCCUUCAGCUGCUACAGCGGAUAUACCAGCAACGUAAACAUUCAGCCAAGAUACAGAGGAACAUAAUCCGCAUUAUUGGGAAUAUGGCUUUGGAUGAACAUCUUCACUCAUCCAUAGUACAUGCAGGUUGGGUUUCUGUACUUGCUGAAGUAAUGAAAUCCCCACAUGUCAUUCAGUCUUCUCAUGCAUCCAGAGCUUUGGCUAAUCUAGACAGGGAUGCAGUGAAAGAGAAAUAUCUAGAUGGUGUUUAUGUCCUACAUCCACAAUAUCGUAGCAGCCAGCCCAUCAGAGCAGACAUCCUUUUCAUUCACGGUCUUUUGGGAGCAGCAUUUAAAACCUGGCGACAGCAAGACAUUGACCACCAGCAUUUGGAUAAAAAGACCUCAGAAGGGGAAGAGGGCUAUAGUCAGUGCUGGCCAAAGACAUGGCUGGCUUCAGACUGUCCUUCCCUUAGAAUCAUAUCUGUGGAAUAUGACACCCAUUUGAGUGACUGGAAAGCAAAAUGUCCUGUUGAGGCUCACAGGAAGUCGAUUGCUUUCAGGAGCAGUGAGCUGCUUGACAAGCUCAAAGCUGCUGGGAUUGGAGRGAGACCUCUGGUGUGGGUAUCCCAUAGCAUGGGUGGUCUUCUAGUCAAAAAAAUGCUGGUGGAUGCUUCCAAGAAUCCAGAAAUGGAUAAAAUYGUAAACAACACCAGAGGAAUCGUAUUUUAUAGUGUACCUCACCAUGGUUCCCGGCUGGCUGAAUAUUCUAUAAAUGCCAGAUAUCUCCUCUUCCCGUCUGUGGAGGUUAAAGAACUCAGCAAGGAUUCUCCUGCCCUUAAAGAGCUAAAUGAUGAAUUCUUGUCUUUUGCCAAAGACAAGAAAUUUUCAGUGCUGAGUUUUGCAGAAACCUUACCAACACACAUAGGCAGCAUGAUAAAACUGCAUGUUGUACCUGUGGAGUCAGCAGACUUAGGAAUUGGAGACCUUAUUCCAGUGGAUGUUAAUCAUCUAAAUAUUUGUAAGCCAAAGAAGAAGGAUGCUUUCCUGUAUCAACGUACACUGAAGUUCAUUCAGGAUGUUUUAGCCCAAGAACUUUGAGGUUUUGUCAUCCUUUCCUGCUURUGUCCUGUUUGCUGUAACACAGAAACUUCUCCUAACAUUUGUUAGGGGAUCUGCAGAAUUACAAGGGUGCUAUAUYGGUAGUAUCUGCUGCUUAAUAAUUUACUGUACAUCUUGAAUUUUAGACACCUCUCCAGUUUAUUUCUCAAAGCACAUUYAAAACAAAUACAAACUUGGCAAAAAGAAAGUGUGUGCCCAGGAUAUCUUCUUUUAGCACAAAAAAGCCCCAAGCUUGCUUUGAAAGCAGCUAAAUAUACGUGUGGACAAAAUCUUACAGUGAGGAUUGCUGAGCUUGUUACCUUUUGUACCAAAGGGGAGGAGCAGUGUGUGGUUGCUGCAAAGUUUUGGUUUACUGUCCAUUUUAGGUCUCCUGUCUGGAGCCUGAAAAAAUAGUGUCCAAGUGAAYGAAGGUGGCAUUUUGGUCUAGUGGCCCAGUUACUGGAGGUUUUGUCAUUUGCCUUUUAAUUUAAUAGACCACCCAGAUCUGUCAGCAGACACGGCAUCUGUUUUCUGCAUGAGAAAGRGGUAGUUGGCAACUUGCCUUGCUUAGAAAAUUGUCAUUGUUUUAAUCUGUUUGUAUUAAUGGAAACAAAAGAAAAGAAAUAGUCACCUUCUUGUACAUUUCUCUCCCAAUCUUAGCAACCUGUGAGAUUGCUUUCCUUAGGACAGUGUGUAUCUGGUCAGACAGGGCACAUUGAAGAUGUAGAGCAGAGGCUCAACUCUUCUGCUUUACUCUUGGGACACACUGAGAAGAUGCUACAUUCAUACAUGUUCAUGUUACUUCUACGGAAACUUUCCUGUUGCUGAUUUAAAGAAGAGCAUUGAUAUGCUCAGGUGGAGCCAGACAAAUGCAGGCUCUCACAAGAAAGCGAAUGCUUGRAGUUUGGAGCUGAGGUAGAAAAAAGUAAUGCAGGAAAAAAAUCAGGAGAUUGUAAAGUCCCACUGGAAAUUGGGAUACCUAAAUAUUUAGGUUUCUUGGGGCCCCAAUAUAUCUUUUGGUGUAGAUACAAACAGCAGCAUUSUCUUAUUUGAAUUUAUGUUCAUGUUUAGGAUACCUUAACAGUACUAAUGAGAAAUCAGUAUUUUUAGACAGAAAAAAAAGACAGUGCACAGUCACUUUUUGAAGUCUUAGAUAGUUGGCAGUGUGGUUAAAAGCAGCCUCAUCUUAUUGUGGUCCCUUUACUUGUUUUUUUGACACCUGCAACCUUCUCUGAAAACAAGCAUAGGCUGUGUAAAGCUGUACUGCCUUUGCUGAGCGUUUGUUAAAUAAGGUCUGUGUUGAUGACYGUCUUGAGGUGUCUCCUAAUGUCACUUCUGUGAGAUGGAUCCAAUGUCACUGCCCUUGAAAUGAUGGCUAUGAAAGCUGCCAAGGAGAUGGGAUGCACCUUGCAGGUCUGCAUGGUCUUGGUGCCSGUGGGCACUGCAGUCCUGCCAGGUCCUGAGGCCAGCCCAGGAGGACAUUGCAACUGAAAAUACAAUUCUGGAAGUUGAGGCUUGACCUGAGGGAGUUGUGAAGUAAAAUUCACAAGAGCAGUACAGAGAAUGUUUGGCACUGCACUGGCAAAAAGAGCAUUUUCCCCCAAGAUGUAGGUAACAAUGCUGCAUGGCAGUAUUUUGUAUAGAAAAUGUAACAGARAUGUCGUAAUUUCUAAAGAGCUUUAUCUUUUUUACACUGUGGUUUAGACUUCWGAGUGUAAAUAUAUUAGUACACUUUGUAUUCACAAAGUAGAGAGUAUGUGGAAUUCAUGGUAAAUAGACAAGACUUCUAAUAACUGAAUGCUUGUUUAGUGUGACAAAUCUAUUGGUUUUAAUAGACUCCUUUGGCUCACUGAUUCAGAUCAGUGACAUUAAAGAUUAAUCUUAGUAAAUGCAUCUGUGUUUUGUAACUGGAACUCUUAAGGCWGUGUUCUUUUUGUAACUAUUUAUAUAUGUGUAACUUCUAAAACUAAUAUUUGGUGGGGGGGGGUUGUUUGGUUUGGGGGGAUUGGGUUUUAAUUUUUGGAAUAUAGUAGUAAAAUGUGAUCUAAAAAAUGUCUUGGGUAUGUCACAAAGUGUAUUAAAAUAUAUUAAUGAUCUGCCACCUGAAUACUCUGGACCUUUUUGUUAAAGACGUGCAUUAUUUUUCAGUGAUUGUCUCGUGCUGGGAGAAUGUAACAUUACCCUUCAUCUUGGGUAAGAGGCACAGUACUGGGAGGCAGCUCGUCAGCCGUGUUUUACCAGACUGAACAGUUUUUCAGUUGUGCUUUUGGAUUUUGCAGCAGUGCCUCCUAAAGCAUGUACAGACAUUAGUUUGAGGGCUAGCAGGUCCACUUCCUGUCAGGAAUUUGAUGCUUUUGUACUUCCUGGUGUCACAUUAAUUGAGAGUAGUGUCUUUCUGUAAAUUCUCAGGUCUCAAACUWUUCUUUUAAUCCCAUCCAGUGGCUCAGCUGCAGGUGUGGCAGACAGGUUCURUGUGAGUUGUCUGAGGAGAUGUUGUUUCAUCUGCAUUGUGGUAUCCAAGAGUAAACUAGUGAGACAGGA
Molecule: messenger RNA, 4560 nt
Organism: Malurus melanocephalus (red-backed fairy wren)
Lineage: Eukaryota; Metazoa; Chordata; Aves; Passeriformes; Maluridae
Gene: SERAC1
Product: serine active site containing 1
Exons: 17
Coding region: 58-2019 (653 amino acids)
Source: RefSeq, a predicted model, not a curated record